AUGCGCAAAGACCCUCUUGCCGCUAAGCCGCUUCUGGAUCGCGGAGGGCGGGCAGCACUCCAUCACGAGCAGUCCAGCAGCAAGCCGCUUGAUACACUUGCGCAAAUCAUCCACCUGGAACAACGUACCGAACUAGAGGUCAGAAUGAUGGAUGACUUCAACACCGAGACAGAUAGCGACUACACGAGUUACUGGAGAGACUGGUUCAUAUCCUCUAGAGGAAAUGAAUACUUUUGCGAGAUCGAUGAGGACUACCUCCUGGAUCGGUUCAAUUUGACAGGUCUAAAUGCAGACGUCCAGUAUUAUCAGUAUGCAUUAGACUUGGUUACGGAUGUUUUCGAUCUCGACUGUGACGACGACAUGCGGGAAGCAAUCGAGAAGUCGGCGAGGCAUCUAUAUGGUCUCGUUCACGCAAGGUACAUCGUCACAACAAGAGGCUUGCAGAAGAUGCUCGAAAAAUUCAAGAAAUGCGAGUUUGGCAAAUGCCCACGUGUUAUGUGUGGCGGUCAGGCUCUUCUCCCAAUGGGUCAACACGAUGUAUCCAAUAUAUCGGCGGUGAAACUCUACUGCGCACGCUGUGAGGACUUGUACAACCCAAAGUCAACGCGCCAUGCCAGCAUCGACGGGGCCUAUUUUGGGACCUCGUUCCACAACAUAUUGUUCCAGGUAUAUCCUAAUAUGAUUCCUCCGAAAAGCAUCAAGAGAUAUGAGCCUAAAGUGUUCGGAUUCAAAGUUCACGCUGCGAGUGCGUUGAUGCGGUGGCAAGACGUACGGAGAGAGAUGGCAAUCAAAGAGUUAAGGGCGAAUGGGAUUGAGACUGGGUUCGUGGAGGAUGAAGAGUUCAGUGACGAAAUCACAGACGAAGAGGAAGAAGAGGAGGAAGGACUCGAAGAUGGAGCUCCAGUCGGCAACCAGAUGCAGACAUGAAAAACCCUCGUUUUGCCGACAACCGCGCUUACUUCGUAGAAAAGCAGAACUUGCAGAUGCUAAACGCUAUCUACGGCCGGAACUACGAAGUUCCAAACUACAUAGAGCUCAUCUCGGAUCCUCGUCCUUUCAGGCAUACUACAUAUAACCCGUCAAACCUGGAAUUUGAGAGAGUACCUAUGGCGUGUAUGAUCAAAGAAAAACACACCAAACUCCAGAAUGGGCACUCAAAUCCGGAUUUUCAAGGGAUUUCAGAAGGUAAGUGUCUCAGAAAGGCGAUGCUAAGUGAUGGAAUUUGUUAAAAGAGCCAUCCCCGCUACGUGAUUACUUAGUCUCAUAGUCUUGGCACCGCCUUGGAACUGAGCGAAAAUACGAAAUUAUCAAUGCCAUCUCGAAAAUCGCUUUUCCGACUAUGCAGUCCAGCUAAUUAAUG
This is a messenger RNA of Verruconis gallopava, 1360 nucleotides long. RefSeq names its product casein kinase II subunit beta-2. Lineage: Eukaryota; Fungi; Ascomycota; Dothideomycetes; Venturiales; Sympoventuriaceae. The record is from RefSeq and is a predicted model, not a curated record. The transcript is spliced from 3 exons. Gene Ontology annotation, cellular component: protein kinase CK2 complex; cytoplasm. The coding region runs from base 1 to 927 and encodes 308 amino acids. Gene Ontology annotation, molecular function: protein kinase regulator activity.